Molecule: messenger RNA, 903 nt
Organism: Apaloderma vittatum (bar-tailed trogon)
Lineage: Eukaryota; Metazoa; Chordata; Aves; Trogoniformes; Trogonidae
Product: cytochrome P450 2H1-like
Exons: 5
Biological process (GO): xenobiotic metabolic process
Cellular component (GO): intracellular membrane-bounded organelle; cytoplasm
Molecular function (GO): iron ion binding; heme binding; oxidoreductase activity, acting on paired donors, with incorporation or reduction of molecular oxygen, reduced flavin or flavoprotein as one donor, and incorporation of one atom of oxygen
Source: RefSeq, a predicted model, not a curated record
UUACAUUUAUGGGAACAUUUUAUUGUGUCCACAUUAUUCAGGAUGUGUUUUUCCAUCAUUUUAUAUUUACAGUUAUACAACUUCUUCCCAACCCUCAUGGAGUAUUUACCUGGGCCUCAUCAAAAAUUGAUAGAAAAUGUUGAAAAAGUUAAUGAAUUUACUUUUGACAUCAUAAAAGAACACCAGAAAACCCUGGAUCCCACUUGUCCUCGAGAUUUUAUUGAUGCUUUUCUUAACAAAAUGGAACAGGAGAAAGGGAAGAGUCACUCGGAAUUCACUGUUGACAGUUUGGCCAGAACCACACUCGACUUGUUCUUUGCAGGAACAGGAACCACCAGCACCACACUGAGAUAUGGACUUCUGAUUCUCCAGAAAUACCCAGAGAUAGCAGGGAAAAUUCAAGAGGAGAUUGAUCGUGUGAUUGGCCGAGACCGAAGCCCCUGCAUGGCAGAUCGGAGCCAGAUGCCCUACACAGAUGCUGCAGUCCAUGAAAUCCAGAGAUUCAUUGAUUUCAUUCCACUUAACGUCCCUCAUGCUGUGAUCAGAGACACCAAGUGCAGAGACUAUUUUAUCCCCAAGGACACGAUGAUAUUCCCUAUGCUGACUCCUGUCCUACAUGACAGCAAGGAAUUCCCAAAUCCAGAAAAAUAUGACCCAGGACAUUUCCUGAAUGCAGAUGGUACCUUUAGAAAGAGUGACUACUUCAUGCCAUUUUCUGCAGGAAAACGCGUUUGUGCAGGAGAAGGUCUGGCCCGGAUGGAACUCUUCAUAUUUUUAACAGCCAUCCUGCAGAACUUCACUUUGAAGCCUGUUGUGGCUCCCAAGGACAUUGACAUUUCCCCUAUAGUCAGCACUCUGUCAAAUUCGCCACGACCUUAUGAGGUCUCUUUUGUUCCACGUUAG